This is a messenger RNA of Onychostruthus taczanowskii (white-rumped snowfinch), 622 nucleotides long. RefSeq names its product bolA family member 2B (gene BOLA2B). Gene Ontology annotation, molecular function: 2 iron, 2 sulfur cluster binding. The transcript has 2 exons. Bases 81 to 341 code for a protein of 86 amino acids. Gene Ontology annotation, biological process: intracellular iron ion homeostasis. Lineage: Eukaryota; Metazoa; Chordata; Aves; Passeriformes; Passeridae. The record is from RefSeq and is a predicted model, not a curated record. Gene Ontology annotation, cellular component: nucleus; cytosol.
ACUGGUGCCUUUAGUGCGGUCACUUCUCUCUUACUGGUCCAAACUGGUUCGUACUGGGCCCCUCACUGUGCCCACAAAGAAUGGGAGAGCUGCACUUCCGCCUCGUUACCCAUAAACCCUUGCGAAACACCUGCUUUUGCCUCGUUACCCACAACCCUCUGCAAAGCCUUCCCGUUUGCCUCGCUACCCACAAUGCUUUGCUUCGUUUCCGUCUCGGUGCCCACAACACCCCGCGCGGAGCGGAAGUGACGCAAGCGGAGGCGGAAAUGGAGCCUCCCACAGCGGAGGAGUUGCGGCUGCGGCUCCAGGAGCGGCUCCAGGCCGAGCACGUGGCUCGUUAACGAGGCGCUGAAGGAGGAGCUGGGCCGGAUCCACGCCCUGGAGCAGCGGACGCUGACCCCGGAGCAGUGGGAGGCGGAGCGCGGCUCAUUAGCAUAAAUCUGCAUACCCAUUUCCCCCAUCUCGGCUUCAUUUACAUGGAUUUGCAUAAAUUCCCACAGCCCGGCUCUGAUUGGUCGAAGCCACGCCCCCUUUAGGGCCUGAAAUGGAGGCGGAAGAGGGCGGAGGUGGCGCUCAUUUGCAUAAGUUUGCAUAAAAAGGCAAUAAACAUUCCUCAUUUGCA